AUGCAAGAACUCCAGGAUAGCUAUUCAUCAGAUGAGCAUUGCAGGGAUAUUAUUGCUCUGAUACUAUUAGACCCCACAUCUCAGCCCAAGUAUGAGUGGAAUAAUGAUCUACUAAAGUAUGAUGGUAGGAUUUAUGUGGGAUCAUCUUCUGGCCUCAGGGACAAGAUCAUACAAGCCUUGCACUCUUCUGCCUUAGGAGGGCACUCAGGCCAAAGGGGGUGUUGGCAAAGAAUCAAAUCCCUAUUCUAUUGGCCUACCAUGAAACAAAAUGUUAUUCAAUUUAUACAGUCCUGUGACACUUGCCAAAGGUAUAAGGCAGAACAUGUACAUGCUCCUGGUCUACUGCAACCAUUACCUGUUCCUCGAAUGGCAUGGACACAUCUGACCAUGGAUUUUAUUGAAAGUCUACCAAACUCUCAGCGCUAUGAUACCAUACAGUCUGACGGCCAAACUGAGAGGCUGAAUCAGUGUGUUGAGGCUUAUCUCAGAUGUAUGACUGGGGAAUUUCCAAAACUUUGGAGUAAAUGGCUGGCAAUGGCAGAGUGGUGGUAUAAUUCUUCUUUCCACUCUAGCCUGCAGUUGACUCCAUUUGAGGCAUUGUACGGCUAUAAACCUGUGUCCCUCCCACUUGGCCCUUACUUAGACACAAUAGUUCCUGCAGCAGCCCAACUUCUUCAAGAGAGGAUCAGAAUUUCCAGCAGCAUUCGAGACCACUUGGCUAAGGCUCAACAGAGGAUGAAGUUCUUUGCUAAUCAGCAUCGCACAGAACGAUCUUUUGAAGUAGGUGCCUGGGCAUUCCUCAAGUUGCAGCCCUACAGACAGCAGACUAUUUCCAUCAGGAAAUGCCUUAAACUGGCUGCCAGGUUCUAUGGCCCUUUUCAGGUGGAAGCUAAGGUAGGACCGGUGGCCUACCGCCUCAAAUUGCCUGCAGAAGCCAGAAUCCACCCUGUCUUCCAUGUGUCAUUGCCGAAGAAAAAGAUUGGACUAGUACAACAGGUAUCAAAGACUUUGCCUGAAUUUGACAAUGAUGACCAAUGUCCCCUACAACCAGAAGCUAUGUUGCAAAGAAGAGUAAUUCUGCGCAAUGGACAACCAGCCAUUCAGCUUUUAAUCAAAUGGUGCCAAUUGGGAGUGGAAGAAGCAUCUUGGGAAGAUAAGGAUUUCAUCCUAUCCCAGUUUCCUCAUUUCCAGUCUUGA
Coffea eugenioides is the source of this 1197-nucleotide messenger RNA. RefSeq lists its product as uncharacterized. NCBI's taxonomy places the organism in Eukaryota, Viridiplantae, Streptophyta, Magnoliopsida, Gentianales, Rubiaceae. Gene Ontology annotation, molecular function: nucleic acid binding. The record is from RefSeq and is a predicted model, not a curated record. The coding region runs from base 1 to 1197 and encodes 398 amino acids. The transcript is spliced from 2 exons.